AUGAUAGAAUCAGAGCCGAUUAGACCGUCGCUUGCGCCUAAAGGUGCUCGAGAUAAUAACAGUAAAGAAACGGAUAGCAAGGAGGAAAGCAGAACUACUAAGGCCUCCUUUAUCAAAUUUCCAGAUAACAAGAAUAAGGCAGCAGCUUCUGGCUUAAUGACGGUGGUGCAAGAACAAGCUGAUAGCUACAAAGUCAUCCAUAUAAUGCCACCUUCUGACAAUAACAAGGUUAAGGAAAGGGAACAGAACAGAGAGGCUUCUACUGGCGAUGAGAGAGAUGUUGUUGGAUCUACAAUCUCUGCCGGGGUUCAGAGACCGAUAUCUCGAAAGAGCAGCAGCCUGGGUAUCAGUAAUAUUGAUACUGAGGUUGAGAAUGGUGGCCGUAUAGAGGAAGUCAAGGCGCUUUCCAGUAGAGGAGCAAGUAACAGCGGGAUUACGGGAGGCGGUGCAUCUGCACUACUCGGCGUCCCCGGAGGUCUGGAUGGAUCUGGUGAAUUUUCCAUCGUUGGCGGUGUUAGUGAUGAAAGCGUGGUGGCAAAUGCAGUCUCUGCAGAUGUAAAUAACAGGCCUGCCGCACCCUCAGAAACAGGACAUCAGGUACAUGGAAAUACCGUGGAUAAUCCAGAUUCGUUUUUGAAUCAUCUUCGAAACAAGAAAUCAACGCUUGAUGCUGGAAUCAGCAGCAGUCAGAAGACAACCCCAAAUGGCUCUCAGGCGGAUAUUGCGAAACAGAAGAGAUCUAGCGCAGCCACACCCAGUAUUUUGAACUUAAGAGCUGCGAUUGGUCAGAGUGGAAACCUUAACACUGUCUCAUCAACAAAUACAGUUCAAAGUAAAGGUUCUACAAGGGCAGAAUUUUUUGCUGCCAAACUUCAUGAUGCAAUUAAGGACGAUCAGAAGAACAACUCAGACUCAGAGGAGACAUUUGUGUAUGAUACAGCACCGGAAAAUUCUCAAGAGCAAAAUCAAAUCAACAGGGACGUUACACUAGUGGCAGAACGAUCUUCCGCACAACAACAAAACGAUAAUCAGAUCGAUUUGCCACCUAGUUUAAACGAAGACGUGUAUAGCAAGUCUGAAAACAGCAGCCGUGAGAUGUCUCAUUCAAAACUACCUUCAUUAUUAGCACAACGAAAAUUGUCGGCAAAUGCUCUUGGAUGUACUGGCAACUUCAUCCAGGGAUCUAGCUCUGUAACUGCACAUACCACAGACGCCGAUGAUGCGCUGGAUGCCUACUCUCGAACAUCUGCAGCUUCCAGACUGCAUAGAAAGACAUCCAGAAUGGAUUCUCUCUCUGUGAUCGCAAACCAGCCUGAUGCCACUAACGCAGUUACCACCGGAGAACCUCCACACAACGAAUUGAGAGAGAUUACAUCUAGAAUAUUUGACUCCAAAGGUGUUCCCCCAAGGAAAUAUUCUGGUAUUGAUGUGGGGGAUUUCUCAUUUGACGAGGAUGAUGAGGAUGAACUUAAUGAGAUGUACGGUAACAGGCAGAACAAUGCUAAUAUGAACAACAACCAACUUGGAACGUUGGGAACGAUACCAUCCUCCAUGGACUACGAUUCAGAUCUUGACGACGAGUAUUCAUUAGCAGAUCCGGCUAAACCUUCUCAUGGCUAUGGUCAAUAUGGUACUUUCAACUCCUUGAAUAGGGUUUAUCCGAAUGUCGUGCCAACAUAUGAUAGCAAAGUUGAUGAACCUCAGGAUCCUCUUCUUUUGGAUUCAAACCACGAAUAUCUCCCCAAUAAACAGGGUGCCAGCAAAUUAUUACGGAAAAAGAAGAAGAACUUGUACUUCAAUCCCCAUGAUUUUACCAGCUCUCGUGCGAAGAGACUUAGACAGUUAAGGAACUUUUGUUACACAAUCGGACUCAUCUUUUUGCUUUUAUCAGUGGGAUUUAUUGGAGGAUUCAUUCUGGCAACGUCCAAAGAACUCCAAAGCACUAAGGUCACAUCAAUACGAGAUAUACUAAUAUCGGAUGAGGAGUUUGUGUUUAAUAUUGAAAUUGAGUCUUUCAAUCCUGGAGUUAUGCCUGUGUCGAUAUACGAUGUUCAGCUCGAUGUGUUUGCUAAGACACAGUAUGUCGUGGAUGCAUAUACAUAUACGGUAAAGGACGCUAAAAAGAACAAACCGAAAGAAAAGGAGAAACCUUACAGUACUAUUCUUCUUGGAUCCAUGAAAGAAUUGGACAUCCCAUUGCGUUUUCAAGGUGGAUGCUUUACCCGUCAGAAGGAUUCCAGUCUGACUGAGAUGAAAAUAAUGAACCCAUGCUCGUUUGACGAUGAUGAUAAAAAUGGUGAUGGAGAUAAUAUGCGCAUAAAUAAACCAGAGGAACCUCCGAGUGGUUCACCUCCAGAUAUCCGUGAACCAAGUAGGAAAUGGCUCAAUAUUUCAAGAAAUCCUUUCGAUCUUAUCGUCAGAGGAGUCUUGAAUUAUCAACUGCCCGUUUCUAGUUCCAAUAAAACCGUGGCAAUCAGCUAUUCCUAUUCUGUUGAGCCAGACAAGUUGAAGAUAUAG
This is a messenger RNA of Brettanomyces nanus, 2517 nucleotides long. RefSeq lists its product as uncharacterized. The record is from RefSeq and is a predicted model, not a curated record. The transcript has a single exon. NCBI's taxonomy places the organism in Eukaryota, Fungi, Ascomycota, Pichiomycetes, Pichiales, Pichiaceae. Gene Ontology annotation, biological process: positive regulation of phosphatidylinositol biosynthetic process; vacuole inheritance; protein localization to vacuolar membrane. Gene Ontology annotation, cellular component: PAS complex; fungal-type vacuole membrane. Bases 1 to 2517 code for a protein of 838 amino acids.